Zingiber officinale is the source of this 1081-nucleotide messenger RNA. RefSeq names its product F-box protein At1g61340-like. Gene Ontology annotation, molecular function: protein binding. The coding region runs from base 145 to 795 and encodes 216 amino acids. The transcript has 4 exons. The record is from RefSeq and is a predicted model, not a curated record. Lineage: Eukaryota; Viridiplantae; Streptophyta; Magnoliopsida; Zingiberales; Zingiberaceae.
UUUCAUAUAUUAUUUUGUCAGAUUUUUGUGCUCAUCUUUGGCUGGGAUUCCGGGCAGUUUCCGAGCAAAAAAAACUUUUUUAAAUACGAAAAAUCCGAAGCCUUUCAUAUCGAGAUUUGAAGAGAGGAGAGGAGAGGAGAGUUUAUGAUUUACCUAGGGCUCGUGGUGAACAAGGAUUCCGGACGCUCUUUGUAUUUGAAGUCUUACAUUUCUUCUUCUUGGUUGCUUUUCCCUCGUAGGGUUUAUAUAGCGAGAAUUGAGACGAAAAUGUCAGCAAGAGAUUCUCAGGAAGCAGAAUCGCCCAGUCCUGUUUGUUCCAACUACUUGGGUUCGGCAGAAGAAUCUAUUCCGGCUGGGGUAAAAUUUGUUCGUAGCACAAGCACUUUGGGGAGAAAAAGAGUUGUUUUAUCCAAGUCUGCAGAUUUUUCCCCACAUUGUGGUUCAUCAUCAUCCCCUAAGAAGCUGUGCAGAAGGUCGACAAUGGAGAGAUCGAAUCACCUGGAGGCACUGCCUCUAGAUGUCCUGGUAAAGAUAUUAUGUAAGGUCGAUCAUAGUGACCUAAGCCAACUCCUCUUGCUAUCCAAGACUCUGAGUCAAGCUACAUCAAUUGCUAAAGAAAUGCAUUUUGCUUUUGCCACUCCAAUUUCAAACCGUGUCUCCAAGGAAGAUGCCGAUGGCCACGAAGAAGAGGCUCCAAACGCGCCGAUACGACAUAGGGUUACUAGAUCAAGGCUCAGUGCUUUAAGCCUUUCGAGUAUUACUGCAGUUCUCUUUCCCUCUCGUGUGGAUCAAUGAUCAAAUUCUGUGGGAACGAUUUGUAGGUCUACACAGGUUUUAUAAGUUUAGGUUAGGUCUCUCACACAGAUUAGUAAUUCAUGAUUUGGUUUGUAAAGCCAUAUAGGUACACAAGUAAAGUGUUAUAUUACUCCAAGCCAUCUUCAACUCCUUCAUUGAAGAGGAAUGGCUUUAUGUUAUUUAUGAAACCAUUUUUAUGAAUAAUAAAGAAGAGGAUUAACCCUUCUUGUCAUGUAAUAAUGCUCCUUAAAGUUAGCAUAUAUAUUUAUAUAGCAUGAUUCUUGAA